CCCCUCCUCCCGCCCCUCCGCCGCUCCCCGCCGGCGGCCCCGCGCCCCGCUCGGCUCCGUGGGCGCCCGGCGCAGCUCGCGUCCUCGCCAGGCCUCCGGGCCGGCUCCCGCGGUCGCCAUGACGGCGGCUGUGUUCUUCGGCUGCGCCUUCAUUGCCUUCGGGCCCGCGCUGGCGCUUUACAUCUUCACCAUCGCCACCGAGCCGUUGCGCGUCAUCUUCCUCAUCAUCGGAGCUUUUUUCUGGUUGGUGUCUCUGCUGUUUUCCUCCCUUUUUUGGUUCGUGGCAAGAACCAUUACUGCCAACAAAGAUGGACCAAUACAGAAAUAUCUGCUGAUCUUGGGAGUGUUAGUCUCAGUCCUUAUCCAAGAACUGUUUCGGUUUGUGUAUUAUAAACUUUUAAAAAAAGCCAGUGAGGGUUUGAAGAGUAUAAACCCAGAUGAGACAGCACCUUCUAUGCGAUUGCUAGCCUAUGUUUCUGGCUUGGGCUUUGGAAUCAUGAGUGGAGUAUUUGCUUUUGUAAAUACCCUUUCCGACUCCUUGGGACCAGGCACAGUAGGCAUUCAUGGAGACUCUCCCCAGUUCUUCCUAAAUUCAGCUUUCAUGACGCUGGUUAUCAUAUUGCUGCAUGUGUUCUGGGGCAUUAUAUUUUUUGAUGGCUGUGAGAAGAAAAAGUGGUCUGCCCUUCUUAUAGUUCUUUUGACCCAUCUGCUGGUGUCUGCCCUGACCUUCAUAAGUCCUCAUUAUGGAAUAAAUCUGGUGUCAACAUAUAUGAUCAUGCUACUCAUGGGCAUCUGGGCGUUCUUUGUUGCUGGAGGCAGCUGCCGAAAUCUGAAGCUCUGCCUACUAUGUCAAGACAAGGACUUCCUCCUUUUCAACCAGCGCUCCAGAUAACCCCCAAGAACCAGCACCUGCCAAACAGUAAGCUGCAUCUUUAGAGGAAGCACAACUGUGCCUUUUUCUAAAAAUUCCUUUUCCUGGUGGAAUCUAGAAAAAAACAAAACCAUCUAGGUAAAAUAUGACUUUCAUGCAACGGCUCUCUGAAAGGGAUACAUUAGUGGAUGUAUAUGUCCUGGCUGCACAUUAGAAUGUCACCUGAAGAAGCAGAAAGAAUGUUCCCUGGGUUCCACCCUCCACAUUUAAUUGGCCCGGGCAUUUGGUAACUUUUAGGAUUUUACUUAUUUAUGUGAGUUGGGGAGGAGCCAAGGAAGAGGGACAAGCAGACUGUGCUGAGCCUGGAGCCUGAUUUGAGGCUCAGUCUCAGUACCCUGAGAUCAUGACCUGAGCCAAAACCAAGCAUCAAGAUGCCCAGCCGACUGAGCCACCCAGGUGCCUCUGGGCAUUUGGUAAUUUUUAAAAGCUUCCCAGAUGACUCUGAUAUGCAGCCAGGUUGAGACUCAUUGGUGUCCAAAUGGGAACUUCCUGAGAACACCAUAAAUGAAUAAAUGUCAGAUGUUUAGCUGUCUCUCAACUCAGCUAGUGCUGAGCAGGUAGAUCUGUGAAUGUCCAAUCCUGCUCGGCCUUUGUCUUUUAAAGUUAGGUCACAAAAGGCUAAAGGGCUCUCAUCCCUAAGAACUGUUUUCAUGCUCCUUACUCAUACCCUAUUUUAUGAGGACAUGGUAGGUUGUGCUCCUACACGCAAUAGUAAAUUGCACGACUUACUAUGAUACUUUAGCCAAAGUAAGCUAUUUAUUAACAAGCUGUAUUUUUUCCUGUAGUUUUUACAUUCUUUUUGCUUUUUGAGGCCUUACAUUGUUUGUGAGCAUAGAUUCAGUUUCUUUAAAACUAAUUAUUUUCUGAUUUCUGGGAAGGUAUUAAUAAACCAAGAAUUUUUGUGCAACUUCUGUCUUUUCUGGGCUUAAGGCUUUUUAUGAGUUCUACCCCCAAGGCAGUGUUUACCAGCUGAGUGCUGGUACCUGGGCUGGCUGGGGUGAAACCCAUUUUUCUAGCUCUGAGCAAUUCUGCUGGUUGCUGAGUGAUGUACCUUGGACAGGCUUCACUAGAGCUGGUGAAAGUUAAUAAAAGCCAAUAGUGUGAUGUUGACACUUUAAAUUUGCUCCUGUGAUACUAACCAGCACUUCCCCACCAAGUGAUAUAGUGUAAAAUUGGAAAUGUCUUAAACUGCCAAAUUCAUGCUUUUAUAAAAUCCAUAUAAUCUUUGGAUCUAGCGAAUGUCUCUGGGUUUUAGUAGCAGACAUAACCUUGCCUUUAUAGGAAUACCCAAGGUAUUUGUUCAGCUUCUAGCAACCCUUUUGAUUUCCUUUAUAAAGAGGAAAUGCCAGUGAAUUGUGCCUUUAACUAAAAAGUGUUCCCAUUUGAUGGCUUUCAGAGAGUGGAUGGUGUGCAAUGAAAAUUCCCUAUACAUUAAAGUAAUAAGCUCAGUGGAUCCCACAUAUACAGUAAAACAUCCAAAAGAAAUGGGUGAAGCAAUGAGAGUGUUCCAUGACAGAUGGAAGAAUUUGACAGUACUGUGGGGGGGGGGAGAAUAAUGGACAUGUUUUAAAUGAAAAUGUGGCCAGUAUUUUGGGCUAGCCACACAUCAUUUCUGGGGCCAGAACUUCUCACGUGAACUAGACCUUUAUCAGUGAAAUCCCCUCUCAUGGCUAAAUAACUAGAAUUUGUCAAUCUAGGGAUUCAGAAGAAAUAGGAUUUCCAGCAAGGCUGUAAACAGUCCCAUAGCAGUUACAGUUAUUCCCCUAAAGUGUACUUUGAAACACUAAUUAAUACCAAUACUUCCACUAGAGUUUGCAGUUUUCCACCAUUAUACAAGAUUUUCCUUAGACUAGAAGAGUCAUAGGAAGAGUCAUGGACAUAGAGACAGAACAAUGAAAUUUACUGUGCAGAGUUGAAGGGAAUGAAAUACUCAUUGAACUGGGCUUUAUUCCUACUGGAACGUGGCAUUCUUUGAUGAACAGAAUAAGAAACAUACAUAGUUGGUUAUCACUGUUGACCUACAAAUCUCCUAAAUGGGUAGUCUGAUAAAAUGUUUGAUCUGUAAAGUAUUGAAAAAUAUGAGAAUAUUAAUAUUACUCAUUGCACCCUGAGGAUGUCCUCUGUGCAUUAAUAGUUUAAUAUUAAGUAAAGAAGUUGGCUAUUGUAAAAUCUCAUUUAUAAAAACUUGUCAGGCAAGAGGAAAAUCUUUGAUGGUGAGACUCUUGUCUGAGGAAAUUAAUAAUAUUUGAUUUGCUGUGAAUAAAGGAACUUUGUAAUCCUGAUUUGUCUUAAAAUGUUAGCAUUGCCAUAGUCAGCUUAGGCACUAUUUUUACAAAACUCUGCUUUGCCUAAUGCCAAGGGCGCCCAGAGGGAGAGUACAGUUUUCCUCUGUGGCUGUGUAUAUAUUGAGAUGCCUUUUUUUUUUUCCUCCCUGCAUUUGUUAUUAAUGAUGAGCCUUCUGAUCCCUGACAGUAUUUGGAGAGGAGGAGGUGGUGUUGAUAUUUUAUGUUCUCCUCCCCACAAAGUUUUCUCAGUUUGGAAGGAAAUGUGGUUAUAAAGUUGAACUUGGAAUGUGAAUAUUGUUGCAGUGCUUGACUAUUUUGCCAUGUGAUUAAUACAGUUUGAUUUUGUUGCUCUCUAAUGAGUUUAUAUUUAUGUUUUAUUUGUCUAAGUUAGUAGUUGUAACUGGAGAAGUUUUGUUACCUCAAUCCUGGCCAGCCUGGCUGGUAAUAUUGUAGUAGCAGCCUCUUUAGAGCAUCUAAUGAAAAAGUGGCUGAAAAGAAGAAAUGAUAACUGCAGAUUGCAUAGAAAAUAGCUUUUGUUCUCAUUGUUAAUUUUUUUUUUCUUAAAGCACAUUUCAGUGUUUGCUGAGAGUGGCAGAUCCACAUAAAACAUACUGGGUGUUCUUAUCCAUAGAGUAGGGUCAGGACAAGCAGUUGUGACAGAAGCUUCCUACUACCUGUGCUCCUUCCACUUUGCAGUCACCUCAGACUAACCCCAAGGCAGGGAUUGGCAGUUAUUGUGGGCCUGAGGGCCUCAGGGAGGCCAGGGUGGCCGCCUGUCUUGGCCAGCAGCAGCUUGCACCCUGAGAAGAGCUCCUUGAAAGUGCUAGCUUUCAUUAGUUUUUCUUGGGUCCUACUGUUCCUAACUCCAGGUGGACAAAGUAGAUAUCACAACAAAACAAUUUUAAAGUGCAUUGCUUAGAGCUUUUUGUUUAUGAUUGCAUUGUUUACAGUUGUGAUUUAAUAAAAGGUGUUACUUCUAUUAAAUUCUAGCAUUUAGAGAGGUAGCUGCUGUAUCAUUUUAUAUAAGUAUACAAUAUGUAUCAUUUUAUAUCAGUUAUGCUGUUAUGUGUAUAUACUUGUAAUAUCAGGCCUUGCAUUCAAUACACAAUGCAAUAGACUCUUUCCAGACCUGUAUUUUUCUGUGAACAAUAAAAAUAUUGUUUGGCACUACUCA
This is a messenger RNA of Nyctereutes procyonoides (raccoon dog), 4390 nucleotides long. It is a transcript of the gene APH1B, whose product is annotated as aph-1 homolog B, gamma-secretase subunit. Lineage: Eukaryota; Metazoa; Chordata; Mammalia; Carnivora; Canidae. Gene Ontology annotation, cellular component: membrane; gamma-secretase complex; endoplasmic reticulum. Bases 119 to 892 code for a protein of 257 amino acids. The record is from RefSeq and is a predicted model, not a curated record. Gene Ontology annotation, biological process: positive regulation of catalytic activity; Notch signaling pathway; protein processing. Gene Ontology annotation, molecular function: protein-macromolecule adaptor activity. The transcript has 6 exons.